GAUCAGACAGUGCCAUGCGGUGUUCAGACUCCUCCACUAAUGUCCUGGCUUCCAGCAUCGCAGCCCCUCUCAGUUUGUCCCUCUCCCCAGCUGUCAGCCCAGAGGACUUUGAGCACCUGUGGCUGCAGCGACAGGCUUUGCAUACUGAACGCGGUGCUGAGAAAAUAGAGGAGGUUGACUGUGCGUGGAUAGAAGAAUGUGUCCGGUGUCCAGCAGUACUUCACUGUUCUCCCCAAAGCCUCCAAGCUGCCAUGCAGCUGGUCAAUAUCCAGACGCUGGCGUUCACACCACAGCAAAUGCUGCCCUGGAGGGUCUACCUGUACACACACACCCAGCGCUCCCACUCCAUGGACGCACCCAACACUACGCUCAUACUGGGGGAGCUGCUAUGUACUGGAGAAGCCAAUCAGAAAUCAGGAGUAAAAAAAGGCACAGCUGACAGUGAAGCUGGAGCAGAGGGGAAAGAAGACCAACUGGUGAGAAAGGAAAUGGAUGCAACAGCUGACAGGCUGAGGGUGAGCGAAGAUGGACAGGAAGAGGAGGAGGGAAUAAAAGUGAUUCUCAAUCAGCAACCAAAAGAUGAUGACGCUCUGAGACAGUUUCUCACAAUCCUUAUCACUGUACUGAACACACUGUCCUCAGAGAAAGAUUAAAAAUAGACUUUUCCCCUUUGAUCUACAUCUUUCCAAAUUCAUUCAUUUGUCACACCGCCUGGGCCUAACAGCAUGUUGAAGGAGUAAACACACUCAAAACUGGUCCAACUUUAUGAAGCAUUGUUAUUCUAAUUAAACAGGAAAGUACAAGCAACUGACAGUUACUACCCCCUUUUAAGAGAAAACUACCAAAAAGUUGUAAGGUAAACUCAGGGGAUUUUUUUUUUUUUUUUAAGCCCAGUUCAGGCUAUGUUUGGCCUUAUGGGGGCACUAUUGUGGAUCAGUCCCAAUGCACCAAAAGCGGCUGAUAAAUACUGUUUACCUACAAACACAUACAGUGAUGAUGUUAUCUUACCUACCCAUGGUGUGCUGCUUUAUUAUUGUAGUUUGUUUAAUGCUAGAUUGCGUUUGAUAUGAUGUUUAAAAUGUUAGUUGGCUGAUGAGAAAAUGCAAGAGAAAUAGAAAAUAAUUUAAAAAUGACUAAGAACUUAUAAA
This is a messenger RNA of Maylandia zebra (zebra mbuna), 1148 nucleotides long. Lineage: Eukaryota; Metazoa; Chordata; Actinopteri; Cichliformes; Cichlidae. The record is from RefSeq and is a predicted model, not a curated record.